Staurois parvus is the source of this 300-nucleotide messenger RNA. The record is from the annotation of a GenBank genome assembly. Lineage: Eukaryota; Metazoa; Chordata; Amphibia; Anura; Ranidae.
GAGAUGGUGAGGAUAUUCCAGAGGACCAUCGUAGACCCCUUCCCAGAGGUCAAGAAGGAGAGCUGUAGGUGUGCCGCCAACUACGCCAGGACUAUACCGGAACAUUUUCACAUGCAGUCAGAAUCGCUCAUAAAACCUCUUAUGCAGACAAUAUCACAUCAGCAUUCUAAAGUGCGUGUAGCUGUCAUCCAGACAACAGGAGCUGUGAUACAGUAUGGCAACGGGAAGUCAGUGGACGAUGUUCUCUCUCAUUUGGCACAGAGACUUUUUGAUGAUUCACCACAAGUAUGUAAAGUAAUA